Syngnathoides biaculeatus (alligator pipefish) is the source of this 1649-nucleotide messenger RNA. RefSeq lists its product as uncharacterized. The transcript has 8 exons. The record is from RefSeq and is a predicted model, not a curated record. The coding region runs from base 187 to 1227 and encodes 346 amino acids. NCBI's taxonomy places the organism in Eukaryota, Metazoa, Chordata, Actinopteri, Syngnathiformes, Syngnathidae.
GGUCAAUAGUUGGUAGUGCGCUCCAGGUGCGAACAAUUAGAGCCGAAUGUGAUGACACAAGAGCUGUCUAAGCAGAAUAAGGAAGAAGAGCAAGACGAACAUAAAACAAGAUAACUUUUAACAGGAGUUCCAAAGCGUGUUGUGGUAUAGGAGAGGCUUUUUUUUUUUUUUUUUUUUUUUUUUGAGAUGCUCAGCGGGAGUGUGUACAUCAUCCCAACCGGCAGGCAACUGCCUAGAACGCCGCCUGUGAAAGAAGUGAAGAAACUGAUUCUAAAAUAUGACAAUGUGGCAAUGCACCAGAGGACUGAGGGGGACAGCAGAGACCACCCUGACCCACCUACAACGAAGUUGAACACUCCAGGCACAAAACAAGGUUUUUCAGAUUUCUCUGAAGCCUUGCUGACCGGGAUGAAGGGCUAUAAAUUAACGGCGGGUGACCUGGAUUUCAUGAAGAAGAUGCAAGCGGAGAAACAGACAAAGCAGUUGCAGGGAGAGCUGGAGCGGGUGCAAAAUGUUAUUCAAAGUGAGCGAAUGGCCUUGGAGCUCACGUUGGCCUCCAGGGAGAAGAUUCAAGAUGCUCUUGAGAAUCUCCCACCAUACUCUGAGCUUGUGGAGCAUCUCAAGCAGGUGCUUGGAAUCGUACUUCCCUCUGUCAAAGUGGCAGAGCAGGAUAUCCGGUCACUGCUGGCCAUGGUGACCAAGGAAGAUGUGGCGAGGCUGCUGAGCCAGAAGGAGCAGGCUAUCUGUCACUUGGAGAAGAAGAGGCAGAGAAAGGAGCACACUAAAGCACACCUGGAGUACAAACUUGUUGAUGAUCAGCUGGUUAUCCAACAACUGAUGAGAGAAUUGUCUGAACUCAAAUCUAGGGCUCAGCUUCAGAUAGUCAGAAGGAAGGUAGAGACAAAAAAGGAGCUGCCCAGGAACAGGAAUUCAGCAAGAAAGGACACAAGUAAGAGCACAAACAAAGCCCAAAAAUCACCUUCAAAGUCCACAGUGAGCAAGACUCCAGAAGCAGCUGCAAUAUUGCAACCAUUACCAGAUGAGUCUAAGCCUGUACGAGUUGCCCAAGGGAGACGGAAGGCAGUCCGACACCCAAAGGAUGAAGCGGAAAGCGUCAAAGAGCUAGACAACUCUAAGAAGGCUCGGCACACAGGUGGGCGACUUCAUAAGCAACAGGAGGAGAAUAUUGUUCCUAGACGCUCCAAGAGGAUUGCCAACAGGAGGUAGUGGUGCUCAAGCCAAACGGUUGAACCUCAAGAAGAUGCUUUUUAAGUGUUUAGUUUUAGACUUUUGUUUUAAUUCUUGUUUUUAUACAUUAAUGCCAUGCCUCCUUUUUCACAGGAGUAGUUGACUAUUUUUGCACAUUUUUUUGAACACUGGAACUUUUAAAGAGGAGCACAUGCAGGACUUCUUAAAUUGAUUUUAAGUGUAGGUCGGGUAAGUAUGAAGAACAAAUCAAUUCAGUCCUCACACUGUUGUAAAACUGAAUUGUACCUCGUGAAACUUUAAAAGGCUUGUUCAAAGUUUUAAAUCUUUCUGCACAACUUGCUGUUCUUUAGCCAGGACAUGACCAGCGAACUCCAUCCAAUCCUUUAAUCCAUGACAUGACUGAUUACAAUUUCUGGUUCAAUUAAAAUUGGUAUUUAUUA